Molecule: messenger RNA, 6058 nt
Organism: Saccostrea echinata
Lineage: Eukaryota; Metazoa; Mollusca; Bivalvia; Ostreida; Ostreidae
Exons: 13
Coding region: 50-5977 (1975 amino acids)
Source: RefSeq, a predicted model, not a curated record
UAACAGUGUUUUUUGAAUUUUUUAACGCUAAACCGCUGGAAAAAAAAGAAUGGAUCGACUGACGUUAUAUCCAAGACCCAAAACUACGGAGAGGGAGAAAUGUCUACCUGCCGGUGACGGGCUACCAGCAUGGGAGUCACUCCCGCUGUAUUCUAAAUUCCCCAUGGUACCGAUUCCAAAGGGAUCCAUCAAACUUUGUACUACCAAGUUAUGCGAACCAAAACACAAAGUUGUUGACUUUGAAUUUGACCUAACUGAUCCAUACUGUCACGUGAUAUCAAAUGAAUAUCAACCACUGCAUGAUCCGCAUCUGAAGAAUCACUUUAAUAUACCGCGAAUGCAGCGCCACCUCCGUAAGAACGGCUUCAUUACAGACGACAGGCAGGUAAUCUGUAACCUCCGGGAGUUCAACCAGUACAGACAGUACCUCCGGAAAAUAUGUCUCUUGGAAAUGGCCAAGGAACGGAAGGAAAUGGAGGGGGUGAGGAGACUCCGAGGAAUGUCUGGGGGAGAACACCCGGAAAGGUCCGAGUCCCGGGGAGAGCAGGUCAGGAGGAGACUUCAACAGAUGAGAGAAGAGACCAAAACGAGGAUUCAGAGGGAGAUCAGAGAGAAGGAAGCAAGGCUAAAAAGGAGACUGGAGGAAAUCGAGCUCCAGAAGCGACUGAGAGAGUUUAGACGACGCCAAAUCCUACAGAAGCGACGUGCAAUGGCGGCCGAACACCUGGAUAAGACGAUGAGGAAAAAUUUGAUGCUUACUCGCCGAUGGAAGCAAAGAGAAAAACUCCGCAAGCUUCGACUGGAGGAAAGGAAAAGAAACAAACUCCUCACAGACCAGAAAAAAAUUACGGAGAUGUGGAACACACGGAAGGAGGAGCAAAUUCGGCGGAUGGCAGCGGAAAAUGAAAUCCGCAUGAUGGAGGAUAAGAGGAGAGAAAAGAGCAUGGAGGCUCGGGACAGGAAGUUCAGUCACCAGCGGGACAAACUCAGAGUCAACCUGGAGGAGAUUCAGCGCCAGUCUAGAGAAGAACGAGAGAGGAGGGAACGGGGACACAAGGCGAGGCUGUCCAGACGACUGGCUCUGGUGAAACUCAAGAUGGCUAACAGAAGGAGAGGUAGACGCUACGGAAGUCGAUAUGAGAGCCUGUGGGCAUUAGAGGACAUUCUUAGAGAAAUCUCGAUGUCUGAUCUAUGGUUCACAGGGAAACAAUCCACUGGCCAGUUUCUGCAAAUGAUAAACGAGGCACUGGACAUUGAAAUAAAGAAACUUGGUGAAGAUGCGCCUGGAUACACUAACGAAAGAGAGAUAAACAGAAAAGCCAGAGAGAUUGUAGACUCCGUUCUCCACAAAGUCAAAACUGACGUCUAUCCAGCUUAUUUACAAAUGCGAUCUGAUGAACAGAAAGGCAAAGUUAAGUUUGGUAAAGACGACGCCAUUCCCCCUAACCGCGAAGUUGAUCGAGCGAUUCUCCGUCCAGUUAGUGAGCACGUGCUGACUCCUAUCCCCUCCCCUUUCCUAGUCAAGAGGUUCGCCAUGACAGAGAAGUCGUCAGAAAUGAAGCUGGUGGAGAACCUCCUUAACCGUCUCCUUGACGACCUAAACAGAGGGCGUCUGACAGAAGAAGAAGUUAGUCAGUUGUCCAGAUAUGCCAUGGACAUUGUCUCCUGUCGACUGCAUGCUGAGGAGUCUGAGUGGAUUGCAGACGACGUGGUAGAAUUUACACUGAAUAAAGUUCGCCAUGACAUUAAAACUGGAGCCGUCCCUCACGAGGAAGUGACUGAAAUGGCAGCCAUUUUAGUUGGUCGGAAGAGAGAUGACAGCUUUUCGGAUAUCAGCAUUUCUUCAGAUGAUGAACAACUACAGAAGUACAUAGACGAUACCAUAGAAUCCAUUGUUAAAGACCCCGAUCUGGGCAGGGAUUCUCCCAUCCAUGAUGCAAUGUUAGAUGAAUGGAUAAUAAACACUCUGAAGGAAAUAACGGACGAUAUUAACCAAGGUAGGCUUUCUAAAAGCAUGGUAGCAGAAAUGGUGUCCAUGAUGACAAGAGAAGACGUUGAACGUAAUGACAUCCAAACGCUUGCAUUGAGACCAUUCUUUGAAAAAGUCAUUGACGAUCUUGAAGGCGGAGAGAGUACCUCGCUGUAUAAAGUAGUCCAUGCAGUUGUGUCGUCCUAUCACGCUUACAAGGUUGGGAUACUGGAAUCUUAUACUGAGCUGAUUAGUCUGAUCACAGAGAGGUUCAGGCAGGCAAUUGAGAAAGGUGUAAAAGAAUCCGAAACAGAUUUUAAUAAGCUGCAAGAAGCCGCACUGAGACUCACAUCCGCUGCAUUAAGUAAUGUCAAAAUGAGUGAGAUAGUCACAAACAUAACUGACGUAUUUAAGGAACUCGGAUCCGAAACAACAGAGUCUGAUCUGACUAUUGAAACCAUGAUUGAAAAUGCUAAGCAUUUUGUCAUGCAAUCGGAUUUUUCAACGCUGAAAAGAAUCGCAAACGCAAUGACAGCUGCUUUGCAAAAUCUACCUGCCGUGAAACGUCGAGACGAGAAGACGUUUGAAGCUGAUCAGGCUCUCCUUCGAAAUGUUACAAACUUGGUAAUCAGAGUAUUGAAAAUUGUUGGGAACAGCCUUGAACGCGAUGGGUUCACCGCUGAGGAUGUACAAGAUAUGACCAAAAUUUUCUCAACAAUGGUGAGGGAGAACAUUUCACCAACCGAAAGUGAUUCUAAAGAAGAGAUGCUCACGAGGCACAUAUCAGAAAUGCUACGCAUCUUUGAAUCUGGAUGCCUUGACGAAAAAGAAUUAUUUGAGUUGGGAAGUUCAUUAAUUCACUGUGGAAACAGGUUGUUGCAAGGGAAAGAGCCUUUUGAUUCUCCAAAUGUUACAAGUAAACCAUCCCUAACAAGUUCUGCUGUAGCCUCAGAUGUUCUGACACACAUUCUGUUUUCCAUUCAGGAUGAAUUGCAUAAAAGCCUGAUCACUAAAGAAGCGAUAAAAGAAUUAGCGUUGUGUAUUCUUAAAACUCGAAUAUCUAAAGAUUAUUACACCACCACUGCACAGAAUUUGUCUACAAGAGAAUCCCCGACCAUCUCGGACACAAAAAUUGAAUUCGCCAAGAAUACAUUGAAGGAGAUGUUAAGCGAUUUUAAGCUCGGGGAUGCCGGGGAAUAUGACAUAUCCUCCGUAGCCUGGUCUGUGGUUUCUCUUUUUUCGGGAACUUUGUCUGAUGAGCACAAAGAAAAGGUUGAGAAAAUGUCAGAAAAGGUCUUACAAUUGUUGCAGGAAGAUAGCUUGACAAAGAACGAUGUUAAGAGGGUAUUUUCCACGGUCCUUCAAUGUUACUCUUUUGCAGCAGAUGACGAAAUUCAGACUUCUAGUGAUUUAGAAACCAUCGACUCUCAUUUGGCCUACAACUUGGUCAAGGAAACAAUAGGUAAAAUAGAAAGAGACAUUGUCAGUGGACGUCUUAGUUCUAAAGACAUCUUAUCAGUUGUUGAUGACUCAAGGGAGAAAGACAUAUUCAACCUCAAAAGUCAUUGUGAUGUUGUGAACCUGACUCUAGCAAUAAUGCAGCAAUUUCUUCUCGAUCUUAACUCCAAAAAUACAACAAAGGAUUUUAUUAAUCAAUUUCUGUCAUCUGCAUUUGGGCUGGAUAUAUCACCAGAGGAAACUGUUCCGAUGAUAAGAAUUCGCAUCCGAAAAAUAAUGAGAGAUAUUAGGCAAAAACGACAAAAUUCUCAACAUAUUCAGAAUUUAGUUCAUGCUUUCUCGUCAAAGGCAUUUUUAGAAGAGAGCAAAUUGUCAAAGAACAAGGCAGUGGACCUAUUGCAAUGUGCUGUUCAGAAUGUGCACCCCAGUAUCAUGACUGACUUCAUUCGUCUGACAAUACAGACACUCAUCAAUGACUGCAUCGAGUAUCAUGAAGAAGAAAUUGAAAGUGUUCAGCAAGAAUACAUUCUACAGUCAGCAUCAUCCACUAUAGCAAAUAAAGUGGUUGAUAACUUACUUCAAAGGAUAGGAAGUUUGCUGAGGACUGACGGCGACAUUAAGUCUACUGAACAUCUCAUUUCUGAUGAUGUUGUUUUGAGUAGGACUGAUCUCUCCAGCGUUCCAUCAGAGGAAAUGAAUGCCCUUAUACUGGAUACACUUAACAACAUCAUCAGUAAUCUGAGACUGGAAAACUCUCUAGAACUCGAAGAUGAAAUUCUUCUUAGACAAGCAAGUUCACAGAUUAUCCAUGACUUUGUUUUAGAGAAGCUACAACAAAUUGUAGAAAGUAUGCAAGACAGACUGGAAGAUAUAAAUCAACAGAAAGUAAGCCCUGAAUCGCCAUUGCACACAUCGCCAAUAUUAAUCGACGACAUGGAAGCUAAAAGGGUGAUAAGUGAGUCGCUAAAAGCUGUCAUAAGCGAUCUGACAACAGAAAUGGAGCGAUCAAAGACUAAAAGCGCUGAAAAGUCGACAUCGACAGUGUCACUGGAGGCUGAAGCAAUAGUUGUGGAGACUCUCCAUGGAAUCAUAAAUUUUUGCGAGGAAAAAGGUGCCACGAUGUCUGAGAACGAUGCCAAAAUGAAAGAGAAUCUGUUGUUCAUCUUAAAGAGCUUCAAGGACGAUAUGUAUACAAAUACGGCUGUUCACAAUGCACUUCAAAACAUUUUUCAAUCAGUUAUUACUUCCUCAGAAAAUGAGAGUAAAAAUGACGAACAAUUAGAAUCGGCUCUGGAUGUUAUCAUCGAAAACAUUAAGACAGGAAGUAUACACGUGGUAGAUGUGUUCACGAAAAGCGAUAUGUCAAGUAUUGGCAUGAAAAAGGGCAGUACAUCCAGUGUUAAUGAGGUCAAAGAGAGACCCAGUCUAAGUCUGCAGAAAAUGACAGAUAUGACAAAAGAAAUAACAAAUCUCUAUGAAAAUGUCCAUCCCUCGCGAGGGAAACUAGACAAAGAAUCAGAUUGCGAUAUCGCAGAUCAGGUUACCAGCGAAGUCAAAGUCUUUGCGACGGAAGUGCUUGAGAAGACAAUCGAUAACAUUCAGCAUGAACAGCUGAGUAAGGAGGAGCUACACACCCUUGCAUCAGCGAUAGGUGAUAACGAAGACACCCCAAUCACUCAAUUACGAUUGAUGGAAAGCUCGAUUGAAGAAAUGAUCGUACAGGUUUUGAAAAAUGCAGUAGAAGACCUCAGAAUCAGUGGAAUUGACCCGGAAGAUUUGCCAACUGUAACAAAAAGCAUUUUCCAGGUAAAUGUGAACAAGGGGGCAGUGACGGGUAGCAGUAUUACUAAUGCGUCUGCUUCGCCAUCUGAAGUGAUAACAGGAAUGGUAACAACGGUACUAAGUAAGAUCGCCACUAAUCUGUCGGAAGAAAGCAUUAAGUUUACAAAAAUACAGAACAUUCAAGAAGGCAUUCAACACAGUGACUCAGAGAAAUCGGGUCUAGAAAAAGAAAGAUUGUCCCAGGAUAAUGUGAAUCCAAAUGCCGCCAAACAGUGUUCUGUCCACUCUCUUCUGGACAAUGUAGGGCCCCAGAAGCGGACGACGCCGACACCAACAGUCCACUCUGCACAUGAUAUUAAGAACAAAGAGCGUCGACACAGGAAAAGUCAAAGUAAAGAGAGAUCUUUAGGAUAUCUUCCUAAUAAAGAGAUGUCAAAACCUAAAACACCCUCUAAAUAUGGCCAAGGACAGAAAAAAACUACGAAGGCUUAUAGGCCACCCAUGGUAAAGGAAAUUAAGGCAAGUUCUAAGAAAGAUGGAUGUGCAAUUACUCCAAAAGGGACCAAUCAGAAAGGGAGCAAAAUAAAUGACGUCGCCUCUAAAAAUCGUCAUUUUUAUGAGAGCCAGUAUAAAACUAUGGCAGAGGAACAGCGCGGUAGAAACCAAAGCAAUGUGAUUACAGAUAAAGAUCUCCCACGUCAAGUGUAUUCUCUGUGGGGUUCCUUCAAAUUAGCUGUUAAAAGUGUGAAUAAUGAUUCAAUGAAAUGAAAAUAUAUCUGCAAACUGGAAAUAAUACUGAUAUUGUAUCAUAACAUUAUUUAAUAAAGUCUUCUUCAGUAUGCAUCGAAA